UGGUUCGUGCAGCAUGCGUAGCCGAAAAAGGGUUAAUUUCUGCACUACUCAGCUCCUGACAAACUUUUCCCAAUUUGACUUCAGUCAAGAUCAGUAACCAAAAAAUUCAACUUCCUCAGAUGGGUGAGCUCUCGCGGGCAUGACGUUGACUAUAUGCACCUCGUCGCAAUUUGGAUCCAAGACCGGCUUUGAACUUCUGUCGCAGCUGGCCACGAGAGGACAUCUCCUAGUGCCAAACUUCAACUUAAGGAGAAUAGAUUCUUAGGCUUUACUCUGAGUUGGUUAGAGAAGUCACAACACGCCUUAAAAAGUCUACGAAGCCGCUGCAGUAUUAGGGCGGAGGAACCUCUACUGGAUGCAGUGAAGGUCAAAUCAGGAUUUCGAAGAAGGUGAAGUUGUUUUGACACUGCGCCGGUUGAGGGGUUUAUAAUGUUUGGAUGUGAGCCGCGGUGACGAACAAAUUGUGCGCAGCUAUAUCGGUUCGCCGUCAUGAAAUUGUCCUAGUGAGAUUUAGUUUUCCUUGAGGUGAGAGCAGUUUCGCAUCUACGGAUAUUGCAAACUACUUGCAUAAUUUUCUUUUCGGCGUUGAGCUCGAAGUGAUGCAGGGGAGUCUAGUGGUCAAUUAUUUGUCGAGGACCGAUCGGUUGCCCGAAAGUUUCCCUGUAGGGAUCUGGUCCGGAACUGGUUGGCAAGGUGACGGAGUGACCAAGUAGUCAAGGUGUUCAGCACCGUCAAGUUUUGCAGGUUUUCCCACUCCUGCAGCGGUUUUCUCGAAGUCGCGAUCAUCAGAUUUGGCUCCGACGUUCACAGGUUCAUCACUCAGGGAGUCCUUUGCAGAGACUGGUGAAUAGCACACCAAGAAAAUGGCGGUGGGGGACCCCAGUGAGAGGACCCUCGAAUACACGCCCACUUGGGCUUUGGCGACAGUGAGCGCCGUCUUCAUUAUUGUCUCCGUAAUUGUGAAGCGCGGUCUGCACGCACUGGGCCAUUAUCUUCAUCGGACUGAGAAAAAGCCACUGCUACUGGCCUUAAAUAAAAUGAAAGAUGAGCUAAUGUUGGUGGGAUUCAUCUCCUUGGCAAUCGGUAUAUUCACGACUCCUGUUUCCAAGAUCUGUAUUAAAUCUACUGUAUAUGUAAAAUCUAACUGGAAUCCCUGUGUCGGUAGCUCGAUGCCUAAAGCGGAGGACGUAUCUUCCUCGUACCCUCCUCCCGGGGAAGGGCGUCGCAAACUUCUUGCUACUCCGACCACGUCUUACUGUGAUGAGGGCUACGAGCCAUUCGUGUCGUACUAUAUCCUCCAUCAGCUGCACAUUUUCAUCUUCGUCCUGGCUGCGUCUCACGUAGUCUAUUCUUGUCUCACCGUGGUGCUUGCCCUUUAUAAGGUGUAUUCCUGGGGGAAAUGGGAAAAGGAAGCUCACGAUGCGCAUGCCCAAGAAAAGUCGCAAGAGUUUACGAGCAGUAUCAGCAUGGCACGACAAUCAACUUUUGUGAAGUAUCAUGGAAAUAAACCUCUGGGCAUGCAAAUCCUUGUGUGGGUGAGUUGCUUUUUCAAGCAGUUUCAUGUCCCAAGAGCGGACUACCUCACCCUGCGCUUGGCCUUUGUCACAACUCAUAACUUGAGGGACAACUACGACUUUCAUUCGUACAUGAUUCGGUGUAUGGAGGACGAAUUUGAAACAUUAGUAGGAAUCAGCAUCUGGCUAUGGGCAUGCGUCGUAUUGUUUCUCUUAUUCAGGAUGGGAGAAACAAUCAUCCAGGCCUGGACCUCAUCCAUUCCCGUUGUGAUCAUUUUACUUAUCGGAACUAAGCUGCAGCACAUCAUGGCAACACUAGCACUGGACCACAAGGGUGUAAAUGGGUCAUUAGUAGGAGUGUUGUUGAAACCCCGCGACCAGCUGUUCUGGUUCAACCGUCCCAAGUUUCUACUGUGUGCCAUCCACUUCGUUCUCUUCCAGUCUGCGUUUGAGAUGGCGAUCUUCAUUUGGUAUCUGUGGCAGGUAAAAUCAGACUCGUGUUUGUGGGAGGACAAAAAGACUUACCUUUUCGUCCGUUGCGGCAUCAGCAUUGGAACGCAAAUACUCUGUAGCUUCACGACAUUGCCGCUCUUCGCCCUAGUCUCCCAGAUGAGCACCAUACCAAAGAAGGCCUUCCUUCCCAAACACAUCGACAAGUCUAUGCGGAAAUGGCACAAUGACGCCAAGCUUCGACUAAAAGUCAAAGUCAUUGAGAACUACAAGCGUAAGAGAGGGAUGGGCAAGUCGCUAAUCACUCCUUUAGAUUUACAGAUGGUAAAUUCUCAAUUCUUAAACGACAGGAGUGCAACUCCUAUAAACACGCCAAUUGUCUUAAGUAUGGAAGAAGGACCGUCUUAUCCUUCGAGACCAUCUUCAUCGAAUGCAGGCAGCCUGCCGCCCAAGUCUCCAUUAAAUACGAGACACGAAUCGUAUCAUGCCAAGGUGACCGAUGAGAAGACUGUGAUAAAUGAAGAUCAGAGAGAAGCUGUGAACGAAUAUGCUCACCUCCUGAAGCCUCCCGUCUCCUUCGCAGAGUUUAGAAGGAAAUUAUCUCUCAGUCGUAGACCAGGCUUGACUCCCCGCACUCCUCCCUCUCAACCUCGGGACACUGACGAGGUGCCCAACCCGUUGAAACAUAUCAAGCGAAGCCACACAUCACAUUGGUAAAACUAGAUUGGCGUCUCGUCUGUUGAGCUAUUCUGUAACAUAUAAAACUAGCAUCCGAUUAAUCCGAUUCUUUAGGCUUCCAGGUAGAAUACUUAUACUCGAGAACUGGAUCCGGAAUGCCGUAUGGUCCCGGUUACACAACAUUUCUCUCCGGUGCGAGUAUCACAUGUAGAGUUAUCCGGCCAAACAUGCACUUUCAGAGUUUCAAAUAUACCGAUGAACCGGAAUUGUGUUUUUAAGACGAAGGUUCAUUGUGUCAAUUCGUUAGCCAGUGGUUGGUGUGUUCCUUCAUACAUCAGCACUUCAAGAACCGUGCAAAGAAAAAGGCUGGAAGGUGAAAAUUUGGUAUGAA
Messenger RNA from Physcomitrium patens, 3033 nucleotides. Its product is annotated as MLO-like protein 14. Gene Ontology annotation, cellular component: membrane. Lineage: Eukaryota; Viridiplantae; Streptophyta; Bryopsida; Funariales; Funariaceae. Gene Ontology annotation, biological process: defense response. The record is from RefSeq and is a predicted model, not a curated record.